AUGUCGAACCCACGCAUUGAAGAACUCCCAGAUGACGAGCCCACCAAGAACGUCACCGCAGAGGACGAAGCAUCCGAGAGCGAAGAAUCUGAUGCGGAGGCUGGCGAGGACAGUGGCAUUCCCGAGGGAGGAGCUAUUGUGCACUCUCGCAACGAGAAGAAGGCCCGCAAGUCGAUUGCAAAGCUCGGUCUUACCAGAGUCCCUGGCAUCACCAGAGUUACCUUGAGAAGACCAAAGGGCAUCCUUUUCGUCAUCAACCAACCAGAGGUCUACAAGUCCCCAUCCAGCAACACCUACAUUGUUUUCGGUGAGGCUAAGAUCGAGGAUCUCAACUCCCAGGCCCAGGCUUCCGCUGCCCAGCAACUUGCUGCUGCCGAGUCCCACGACCACGCUGGACACGACCACUCGGGCCACGAUCACUCCCACGACAACGGCAAGGGCAAGGCUGUUGAGACUGGUGAUGACAAGAAGGACGAUGAAGAGGAUGAUGGAGAGGAGGUCGAUGCUUCAGGUCUUGAGGACAAGGAUAUUGAAUUGGUCAUGACCCAAGCAAGCGUCUCGCGGAAGAAGGCUGUCAAUGCGUUGAAGGAGAACGACAAUGAUAUAGUCAACUCUAUUAUGGCUCUGAGUAUAUAG
Lachnellula hyalina is the source of this 636-nucleotide messenger RNA. RefSeq names its product Nascent polypeptide-associated complex subunit alpha (gene egd2). The record is from RefSeq and is a predicted model, not a curated record. The transcript is spliced from 3 exons. NCBI's taxonomy places the organism in Eukaryota, Fungi, Ascomycota, Leotiomycetes, Helotiales, Lachnaceae. Gene Ontology annotation, cellular component: cytoplasm; nascent polypeptide-associated complex. Gene Ontology annotation, biological process: protein targeting to membrane. Bases 1 to 636 code for a protein of 211 amino acids.